Messenger RNA from Amaranthus tricolor (Joseph's coat), 946 nucleotides. Its product is annotated as cytochrome c oxidase subunit 5C. Lineage: Eukaryota; Viridiplantae; Streptophyta; Magnoliopsida; Caryophyllales; Amaranthaceae. The record is from RefSeq and is a predicted model, not a curated record. Bases 498 to 689 code for a protein of 63 amino acids. The transcript is spliced from 2 exons.
CCAUUAAUGGCUGAAAAUGUCAAUAGGAGAUAUAAUAUCAGUAUAUCACGUGUAAAAACAUUUUUCGCAGUAGUUUUAGCCAUAAAUUAUACUGUGUUUUAGCCAUAAACAUUCAACUCCAGCAUAAUAUUGUAUAGUCUGUAUUAUGAAAUGUGAAUAUAAUAUAUGGCUCAAAUUGGUCAAAUGACCUGAAAGAAAACAGUUAAAUGGAUUAUUAGCAGGUUGACCCGACUUGAUACGGAUCAGGUCGGGGUUUCAAUUUUUGACCCAUUUAAUUAAAUGUUCAGGUUCAGGUUAAGGGUCUAUUGACCCAUUUAUAUAUGACCCGAACCUGAAAAUGACCCAACCCGACCUCUCUAACUUAAAUAAAUAGAAAGUCACAAACAAUCGUUUCUGUUCUUAGUUUCGCGAAUCCUCUCUCCUCAAUCCUCAUAUCCUUCUCAUUUGAUCAUCUCUACAUAUAUUUUUCUGGAGUGUUCUACAUUCAGCUGAUAAAAAUGUCUGGUUCAAAGGUUGCUCAUGCUGUAUUGAAAGGCCCCAGUGUUGUGAAAGAGAUAAUUAUCGGGAUGGGACUUGGCUUGGCUGCUGGUACCUUGUGGAAGAUGCACCACUGGAAUGAACAAAGGAAAGUGAGAUCCUUCUAUGACAUGCUCGAGAAAGGCCAGAUCAGUGUGGUUGUGGAAGAGUAAACCAUGUAACGAAUAAUACUUUGUUUAAGUUGGUGUAUUUGAACAGCCUUUCGUCAUUUCUGCUGUGGUGUAUUGCAGUGCAUAAAACUCAUUCAUCAUUAAUAAAUCUUUUCUCGUAUUGGUAAUUGAUAGUGUUAUGAUGUUGAUUUUGUACUAGGGGAGCUGUGGUGUAAACUCGGGAAGUUUUCAUUGUCUCUUUGGUGAAUGCUUAUGAGAACAUAUUAAUUACUAUAAUUUUCAACUGUUUGCUUAUAUGA